AUGGGUGAGGUUGUGGAGGAGGAACUGAUUGUCAAUGUUGCGAUGGAUGCAAAACCGGUUCUGGUUGUGGAUGUCCGAAAGGAUCGUGUAAAUGCGCCGGUUGCAAGUGUGGUUGUACGUGUUGCCCUUCCGGUAAAUAGAUUCGUUGUGUUGUACAAUUUGAGAUUUUCAUUUUGA
This is a messenger RNA of Echinostoma caproni, 177 nucleotides long. The record is from the annotation of a GenBank genome assembly. NCBI's taxonomy places the organism in Eukaryota, Metazoa, Platyhelminthes, Trematoda, Plagiorchiida, Echinostomatidae.